AUGGAAUUGUAUGUGGAUGAUUGUGUGAAUGAAGCAAGGGAUGAAAGGGCCGAAACAAGAGCUUCUGCAAGUGAAGCUAGAAGGCUAGAGUCAGAGUUAGUUGCACUGCAGAUUAAAUUAGCGGAGCUUAGGAGUGAUGCAGGAAAUACUUCCCAAUCAGUUCCUAAAGUCAGGAUACCUCCUAUCCCACCUUCUCAGGAUGGGAAGGAUGAUAUUGAUAGCUAUCUAUGUCGUUUUGAAAGACAUGCCGUUAGUGUAGAUUGGAACACUGAUGUUUGGGCUUUAGUAGUGUCCGCUUUGUUAACAGGGAAAGCACUUCAGAUUAUUUCACGACUUACAGUAGAUGAGGCUAAGAAUUAUAAUGCAGUAAUGACCGCCUUAUUGAAGGGUUAUGAUUUAAUGGAGGAGGGAUGUAGGUUGAAGUUUCGGCAUGCAAAAAUCCAAUCAGGAGAAACGUAUAUUCAAUUUGCAUCUAGGAUUGAAAAAUACUUUGAUAGAUGGCUAGAACUUAGUCCCUAUGAUAGUAGUAUAGAUGGGAUGAAGAGUCUCACACUACAGGAGCAAGUGUUGGAUACAGGCAACAGAGAGUUGUUAAUGUUCAUCAAGGAACGACAACCUUCGAGUUUGCAGAAUCUUUUAAUCCUUGCAGAUCAGUAUAGAGAUGCUCACUCAGACCCACGGACACAUAGAAUAAGAGACAGACCGUCUACAGAAACCCAGCAGUCUGAAGGGAGCGGUUCAAAGAGUCAUGGACGGGAGAGUCAGUCUCUUGGUGGCAAGACCAUGCCGAGGUCGAGCCAAAGGGAAGAGAGGACCUGCCACGUAUGCAAGAAAGUUGGACAUCUUUCUUGGAACUGUCCCCAGAGGAAGAGACCAGAGAAAGGAGCAAGCAUGAGUGUUGGCGGACCUAGCAGCGAACCAGCUGUUACGGGAACAGGCAACGUCGAGUCAGGAUCGACUAGUUUGAAUGGCCGCUCGUUUGCAGAGAACCACGAAGGUAUAUGUAUCAUCGAUUUCAAAUCUCCAGUUAUAGAGCGGAAUCUCACUGAAGAUGGAAUGGGGGUAAAGUUGGCAGGAGGAGAGAUCUUUCCACUACUUUCUGCAGCGGCAUGUGGAAUACAAGAGGACGAUUUGAAAGUUUGCAAGGGCCUUGUGAAUGGUGCAUUGGUAGAUAUGCUACGUGACACAGGCUGUUCCACGGUCGUGGUGCGAAGGGAUUUGAUACACCAUACUACACAGGCGAAGUGGAGGCCCUGUGUUAUGAAUCCAUUGUACGACUUGGUAUUCGGACAAGUGUCUGGCGUUAGGAAAUCGGACGACCCUGACCCUGACUGGACACCACGGUAUCAUCGUGCGAAUGCAGUGGAAACCAGGGAACAGAAGAGGCAAGCAGCACGGACCAGGCCUCCCCUUCAUGUGCCCAAGCCAUUCGAUGAUGCAGUGGUUGUUGAAGAUUUGAUCAAAGUCCAGGCCGAGGAUGAAUCUUUGUCCACAGCAAGGAAGUUUGCAGAUACGGGAGAAAAGAAGAUCAGUCGGCAAGGGAACUGUUUUUUAGAAGUGUGUGGACCCAUUUGA
Strongylocentrotus purpuratus (purple sea urchin) is the source of this 1575-nucleotide messenger RNA. RefSeq lists its product as uncharacterized. The record is from RefSeq and is a predicted model, not a curated record. Gene Ontology annotation, molecular function: nucleic acid binding; zinc ion binding. NCBI's taxonomy places the organism in Eukaryota, Metazoa, Echinodermata, Echinoidea, Camarodonta, Strongylocentrotidae. The coding region runs from base 1 to 1575 and encodes 524 amino acids. The transcript is spliced from 4 exons.